Molecule: messenger RNA, 738 nt
Organism: Chrysochloris asiatica (Cape golden mole)
Lineage: Eukaryota; Metazoa; Chordata; Mammalia; Afrosoricida; Chrysochloridae
Product: gamma-interferon-inducible-lysosomal thiol reductase-like
Exons: 7
Coding region: 4-738 (244 amino acids)
Cellular component (GO): lysosome
Molecular function (GO): oxidoreductase activity, acting on a sulfur group of donors, disulfide as acceptor
Source: RefSeq, a predicted model, not a curated record
GCAAUGACCUGCGCGCCACUCCUGCCGUUCCUGUCGCUGCUGCUGUUGGUCGAGGUCCCUGCAGGGGCGCGUGCGUCCCCGCAGAGAGCACUCCCCGAGGUGGCAGCCUACUGUAAGGCUGGCACACUGUGCCCACGGGGACCCAUCACAAACUGGAACUCGCCGCCCAUCAAUAUCAGCCUCUACUAUGAGUCGCUGUGCGGUGGCUGCCGGGGCUUCCUGGUUCGAGAGCUCUUCCCCACGUGGCUGAUGGUAAUGGAGAUCCUCAACAUCACACUGGUGCCCUAUGGGAAUGCUAAGGAACAAAAUGUCAGUGGCAAAUGGGAGUUCACGUGCCAGCAUGGAGAGCGUGAGUGUUUGCUCAACAAGGUGGAGGCCUGCCUGCUGGACAAGCUGGAGGAUAGUAAAGCCUUUGUAACCAUCGUCUGCUUGGAGGAAAUGGACAACAUGGAGGAAAACCUGAAACCAUGCCUCCAGAUCUACGCCCCGGAAGUGUCCUCGGAUACCAUCAUGGAGUGUGCAAUGGGUGAUCGCGGCACGCAGCUCAUGCAUGCCAAUGCCCAACUAACAGAUGCUCUGCAGCCACCGCACCAGUAUGUGCCCUGGGUCGUCGUCAACGGGAAACCCAUGGAUGAACAUGAUGAACUCCUGAGCCUUGUUUGCAAGUUGUACCAGGGUGAGAAGCCGGAUGUCUGCCAAAUUGGGGCCAGGUCCCAGAGGAAAGUCUGUUUCCAGUGA